This is a messenger RNA of Rodentolepis nana, 2115 nucleotides long. Lineage: Eukaryota; Metazoa; Platyhelminthes; Cestoda; Cyclophyllidea; Hymenolepididae. The record is from the annotation of a GenBank genome assembly.
AUGUGGUCAAAUGGAUCAGAUUGGCCUCAAUGGCCACAGAGCAUGCCAAGCUCAGCUGAAGAGACCAGCCGCUGGGCUGAACUAGCUAGACAAUGGGCAGCUACAAAUAAUCCCCAACCACCACAUCCGUUUCCACCCCCUCCACCUCCUCCACCAUUACCGGAAGAUCAAGAUGAUAGGGUAUUUGUUCCUCCUCCACCAGCGCCUUCCACAGACAGCAAUACAAACAGAACUCGUGAUUACGAUUUAUUUUCUCCGGAAGGCUAUCCGCCACCUCCUUUGGAACAGUGGCGGGUUGAAAAUCGCGAUUACCACCAACCGCCUGAUAAGGAUUAUGGUCGAGGUCCUAACAUCAAUGAACAUAAUCUACAGCUGCGGGCGCAACAGUAUUUCAGACUAAAUGCGCCUCCGCCCCCUUCUAUGGUACAUAAUCCGCCACCAAUAUCAAGUUCGCGCCCACCUCCUUCAAUGCCCUUCAAUGGAGAGGAGAAUUGGAUGUAUCGCAAUCAUUAUCAGCGGCAACCAGAUUAUUCCUCUACUCCUGUGCCCCCAAUGUCCUACCCCCCACCCCCACCUCCACCCCAGGUUCCUAUGACACACCCUCCUCCUCAUCCUCCUCCUCAUGGUCCUCUUUUCCCUAUUGGUGGUGGUCCUGGUGUUCCUCCAGGUCCGCCUCGUCCACAUUAUGCACAACAUGGAUACCCCCAUCCACAUCCACCAAAUUUCCCUGUUCCCGAACACAUCAUGCCUGCCUUCAACCAAGCAGCGGGUCCCUGGCUUCAACAACCACCGCCACAACCUCGUUCGUCGUUGCCCGCUUGGUUGCGAGAUGAACUGGAAAAACUAGAGAAGCAGAAGCGCAAGGAACAAGAGAAGCUGGAGAUGGCUGCUACUAAGGGCCGCAAUGGCAUGGGAGAUUCAUCAGACGAUACAAUACGGAAUGCACGAGUUCGUCACGACUCCGAUGGCGCAGUCCGUAUGGACGAGGAAAGCGAUCGUGGAUCACCAAUGCACUCCGACUAUUAUGGGGCCGAAUCCGAAGAAGAUCCAGGAGGAGGAUCAAAUUUAGGUAAAGUUAGAGAAAUCAGCAGCUACUCACCAGCUCACGGCGGUUCAAGUUCUGCUUUGCUCCUGCUGUGUGUCGUGCCUGUCAGCAUAGCUCUUACUGAGCAUUCACUUCCUCUUAACAAUGUUCAUGGACUUGAGUCGCCUCCUUCUUCUAUCACCGAGGAAGAAUUUCAAGCUGCCUGUGCUCGUUUGCAGGAUGAUGCCAUCAAUGAAUAUCAUCGAUUCAUAAAAGACGCCCUUACAGACCUACUUCUUGAGAUAACCACAUUGGCGAUCAACGAGGUGUGUGAGGAGACGCUUCUCCAGGCCCGUCUGGUUGCCUACGGGAGAGAGAAUGACAUAGAUCAUCACGAGGACAAUGAGGACAAAAGUAGUACUCAUAGUUCUCAACCUGCAGUCGCUGGGGUUCUUGGUCUCUCUGCUUACAUCAGUGACAUUGAAUCUGACAACGGCGAUCACCUUGGAGAUGAAAAUCCCAAAGAAGGAAAAUCAGAACCACCUACAUUGACAGAAGACAAACAAAUUGUCCAGACAACAAAAGAAAGCAAUAAGGAGAAGGCAACUGUAGUUCAAACUGCUGCAUCUCCAAAGCAGCCUGCGGAACUUCCAAAGCCAAUUAUUGAGGAGUACAAGAAGGAAAAGCCAGCCAGAAAUGAGAAGGAGGGUGGGAAGAGGAAGGAGAAAUAUAAGUCUUCCCAUGGUGAUGAUAAAAAGAAUCCCUCAUCAUCUUCAAAAUCUCUUCCUAAGGACAAAAAAUGCCGUUCUCCUCGUAGUAGAGAUAGGGAUAAAAGCUCUCCAAUAAAGUUAAAGAAGUCGAAGACUGACCGCAAGGAUAUUCAGUCUUCCUCCAAUUGGCGUGAAAAGCGUGGCCGUUCAAAUAGUCGCAAACGAUCCAGAAUUCGAGAUUCGUCAGUGUCAUCCAAGCAACAUCGUAGUAAAAGGGAUCGGUCUAGUAGGAGACGUCGCCAUCGAUCUAGUUCUAGUUCAUCCUCGUCGCGGUCAAGUCGAAGAAGUCAUCAUCAUCAUCAUCAUAGAAAGCGGCAUUAG